GUUACGUUUUUCCGCUCGGGUGACAAUAAUUAACGAGCACGGUGGUAAUUGACGGGUCGUCAAUAAAGAAACACGGCACACCUCCUCGGCAGGAUGCAGGAAAAACCGUCCCCGACUGCUGCCACACCAGCGAAGGUAAAAACGGACAGUUGGAUGGAAGACGCCUCGAUUGGUCGAUCACUGUCGACCUUAACGAGCGCUACCACGAAGAGCGGACGCAAAUUCUUAAACAUUCUGGAGAUGGAGCGUUUUAGCAACAGUAACGUGGAGUCCUUGGACGAAAGCAACGCCGUCGUAGAGCACAAUCCAAUUGAUGAUAUUCCCGUGUUGCCCGAUGCGGACGAUAUUCACGAGAGUUUACUGUACAACGAGAGUCCUAAUCUGCCGACUGUAACGACGUACAAAGAUCUUGGUUCGGAUAUUUUUGCAAACGGGAAAGCUUCGGCACUCGGUAAUCUAGACGAGAUCAACAUUUCCAUCCUAACCGAGUGCUUGGAAAGCGAAGAAGACAUCGAGGAGCCGGACGAAGUGUGGAGCUGGGACCAACUGUUUACUCAGCUGUCGGUUAAAAUAAGUACCGAAACGAAGGCACCCGUUGCCGAGUUUAGCAACUAACGCGGCGUUUCUUAUGGUGAAGGGAACUAGCUUUAAGGUGGUGGUAAAUUUAUUCAAUCAUUAACAUUACUAUUACUGUUGGAACUAUCCAUGACCAGAAGGGUUUCUUCAUCGAGAUGCUGCAAGUUUUCCGGUAGCAGCAUGUCGUCCGAUGCCAGUGGCAAGAUAUCACAAAUCUUGGACGAUUCCACGUUCAAUACGUACUCGCACGGCCGCGGCUCGAGCAGAUAGAGGCCAAUCGCGUCCGACGUGGCCGAGUGUUCCGUGCACUUGAGCUUUACCUCCACGUGACGAGGCUGAUUGGUUUUGUCGCAAACAUCGCCCCCAGUGUAGAAGUGGCUGAUCUGAUUGUCGUUCUUUCGCGUGAAGCGCACUAGCGGAUUCUUUUCCAGCCACUCGCGGUGUUUGUCCACGUCAAAGUAUCCCAAAUAGAUCGACGUAUCCUUGUGAUACUGACGCACGUGUUUGCCAAAGCAAAGCUCAAACUUCCACCAACCAGAACCCUGCGGGACAGGAACAUUACAAUCGCGCUCUCUCAACGAUUAGUUUCAUUAUCCAAUGUUACUCACUCCCGGUAAACAGUAUGCUCCGUCCAAGAAUUCCAGCAGCGAAGUUAGUUCCUUAGACUUUUUCGGACGUCUGGUCAUCGAUGAAACGGGCGUAGUGCCCUCGUCCGCCACAUCGACCACUUUCCAAUCGAACGAGUACGAAGUGUCCUUCCGUAUCGGCUCGCCUCGCGCCGAGCCGUCCUGCAAACGCACAAAAUGUAACAUUAAGUUGCAUAUGAGCAACAGCGAUGAACUUCUUGCGCCACAGUGUUAGCAAAAUUGUAUCACUCAACAAGCGUCACACCCUUGGCACCGAGUGCGACCCAAAGCUGAAGAAAAUAGAAACCAACCUCGUUCAAUUCUGGCAUUUCAAAUCCCAACACGUCGCUUAUAGUCACCUGAUAAAAUAGGAAACGAAACGGAAAACGAAAGAAAAAAUA
Molecule: messenger RNA, 1603 nt
Organism: Anopheles bellator
Lineage: Eukaryota; Metazoa; Arthropoda; Insecta; Diptera; Culicidae
Gene: IFT43
Product: intraflagellar transport protein 43 homolog
Exons: 4
Coding region: 94-615 (173 amino acids)
Biological process (GO): intraciliary retrograde transport
Cellular component (GO): cilium; intraciliary transport particle A
Source: RefSeq, a predicted model, not a curated record